UACGUGCUGGAGGCGGGCAGGGUGGGGAAGGCCGCGGCCUGCUACGGGCUGGCGGUGCACAUGAAAAUAUACCCGCUGACCUAUGCGCUGCCCAUAGCUCUCCACCUGCAGAGCAGACGGAGUGCUGGGGAAGGGGGCCUGGGUAGGGGGCAUGGCGAAAAAGCAAAGUUUACAUUUGUAAGGCACCUCUGGCAGCUUUUCAUAAAGAUGUGGGAGUUUUUGGAGCAUGCCUACCUCUACCACCUGACCAGGAGAGAUAUCCGUCAUAACUUCUCUCCCUAUUUCUACAUGUUGUACUUAACUGCAGAGAGUAAAUGGAGUUUUGCCCUUGGGCUCGCAGCUUUCCUGCCCCAGCUGCUUCUGCUGCUGGUUGUGUCUGUAGCAUUUUACAGAGACCUUGCCUUCACUUGUUUCUUACACACUGCUAUUUUUGUGAGUUUUAACAAAGUAUGCACAUCCCAGUACUUUGUCUGGUAUCUCUGCCUUUUGCCCCUGAUAAUGCCUAGUAUUAAGAUGUCCUGGCGUCGUGGUGUCCUGCUUCUCUUCUUGUGGUUUCUUGGACAAGGCCUGUGGCUCACCCCUGCCUACUUCUUGGAGUUCAAAGGAUACAACACUUUUGUACUUAUAUGGCUGGCAGGUUUGCUUUUCCUGUGUAUUAAUAGCCUCAUAAUUGUUCAGAUUAUUUCACAUUAUCAAAAAGAAGCACAAGUUGCAAAAACACUGAAGCAACAGUAA
Chaetura pelagica (chimney swift) is the source of this 735-nucleotide messenger RNA. It is a transcript of the gene PIGM, whose product is annotated as phosphatidylinositol glycan anchor biosynthesis, class M. The record is from RefSeq and is a predicted model, not a curated record. NCBI's taxonomy places the organism in Eukaryota, Metazoa, Chordata, Aves, Apodiformes, Apodidae. Gene Ontology annotation, molecular function: GPI mannosyltransferase activity; alpha-1,4-mannosyltransferase activity. Gene Ontology annotation, cellular component: glycosylphosphatidylinositol-mannosyltransferase I complex; membrane. Gene Ontology annotation, biological process: GPI anchor biosynthetic process.